Glycine soja is the source of this 2176-nucleotide messenger RNA. Its product is annotated as splicing factor 3B subunit 2-like. The record is from RefSeq and is a predicted model, not a curated record. Gene Ontology annotation, biological process: mRNA splicing, via spliceosome. The coding region runs from base 116 to 2026 and encodes 636 amino acids. NCBI's taxonomy places the organism in Eukaryota, Viridiplantae, Streptophyta, Magnoliopsida, Fabales, Fabaceae. The transcript has 18 exons. Gene Ontology annotation, cellular component: precatalytic spliceosome; nucleus; U2-type spliceosomal complex.
UUCCCACACGUGCCAAAGCCACGUGGAAACUGAAUUCUUCUUCUGAGUUCUAACUCCGUUCGCCACACUAUAACGCAGUCGGUUAACCCACUUCGUUUGGCCGAAACCCGCAACAAUGGCCGCGGAAACGUUUACGUAUCAGAACGGCGUCGUUUCUAACGCCGAUCAAGAUGCCAACUCCAACUCCUCAGCCACUAAAAAAUCCCGGGAGAACGAGCGCCGGCGCCGGCGCCGGAAGCAGAAGAAGAAGAACAACAAGGCCUCUAAGGAACCGACCGAAGACGGUGACGACGCGACGGAAAAUACCGAUCCGCAGCAGGUUGUUGAACAAGUUGAAAUUGAAUAUAUACCAGAGAGGGCAGAGCUAGAUGAAGAAUUCAGAAAAAUCUUUGAGAAAUUUAGUUUUGGUGAAGUUACUGGUUCAGAGGAUAAUGAUAAGAAGGAUGAGUCUGUUGAGAAUGCAACUACCAAUAAGAAAGCAGACUCGGAUUCUGAAGAGGAAGAAAAUGAUAAUGAGCAAAAAGAGAAAGGCAUCUCAAACAAGAAGAAAAAGCUUCAACGCCGGAUGAAGAUUGCAGAACUGAAACAGAUUUGCUCCAGGCCUGAUGUUGUUGAGGUGUGGGAUGCUACUGCAUCAGAUCCAAAGUUGCUAGUAUUCUUGAAAUCUUAUCGAAAUACUGUACCUGUACCUAGGCAUUGGUGUCAAAAGAGAAAAUUUUUGCAGGGUAAAAGAGGUAUAGAGAAACCACCCUUUCAGCUUCCUGAUUUCAUUGCUGCCACAGGAAUUGAGAAAAUCAGACAGGCUUAUAUUGAGAAAGAAGACAGUAAAAAGCUGAAGCAAAAGCAAAGAGAACGCAUGCAACCAAAAAUGGGGAAAAUGGAUAUUGAUUAUCAGGUUCUUCAUGAUGCAUUCUUUAAAUAUCAGACAAAGCCAAAGCUGACAUCUCUUGGGGAACUAUAUCAUGAAGGAAAAGAAUUUGAGGUAAAGUUGAGAGAGAUGAAACCUGGCAUGUUAUCACAUGAAUUAAAAGAAGCUCUUGGUAUGCCUGAGGGUGCUCCUCCACCAUGGCUUAUUAAUAUGCAGAGAUAUGGUCCUCCUCCAUCUUAUCCUCAUCUGAAGAUCCCAGGCUUGAAUGCUCCCAUUCCCCCUGGAGCUAGUUUUGGUUACCAUCCCGGUGGCUGGGGCAAGCCUCCUGUUGAUGAAUAUGGCCGUCCACUUUAUGGAGAUGUUUUUGGUGUUCAUCAACAAGAUCAGCCUAAUUAUGAGGAAGAGCCGGUUGAUAAGACCAAACACUGGGGUGAUUUGGAGGAAGAGGAGGAGGAGGAGGAAGAGGAAGAAGAGGAGGAAGAAGAAGAAGAAAUGGAGGAGGAGGAACUUGAAGCUGGUAUUCAGUCUGUUGAUAGUUUGUCUAGCACUCCCACUGGAGUGGAGACACCUGAUGUUAUUGACCUUCGUAAGCAGCAGAGGAAGGAACCUGAAAAGCCUCUUUAUCAAGUACUUGAAGAGAAGGAGGAAAAAAUUGCUCCAGGAACUUUGCUUGGAACUACACACACUUAUGUGGUUAACACUGGCACCCAGGACAAGUCAGGGGCUAAAAGGGUUGAUUUACUUAGAGGACAAAAGUCAGAUAAAGUGGAUGUCACUUUACUGCCAGAAGAGUUGGAUGCCAUGGAAAAUGUUUUACCCGCAAAGUAUGAGAAGCAAGGGAGGAAGAGAAGUUACGAAAUCAGCGUGAGGAUUUCAGUGACAUGGUGGCAGAGAAUGAGAAGAGGAAGAAGAGAAAGAUGCAAGAAAAGGAGGGCAAGUCCAAGAGGAAUAAGGAGUUUAAGUUCUAAAGGUGGUUUCGUGUCUUUUUCUUUUGCAGAAAAAAUGGGGGACCCGGAAGUUAUCCAUUCAUCAGAUUGGCAUUUUCCACCAAGGGAGGAUUGGUUGUUAGCUUUGUUGUAUGGCAUUUCUUUCACAUGUUGUUGUCUGCAAGUAGCUUUCAUUGUUUUGGUUAGGAACAUACUACUCGUAAUACGAUGAAACACCUUAUACAGCGCUGAUUCUUUAGUUGGAAACACAAUACAAUUAAUCAUUAUUAAUGUUGGUAUUCGGAAUCCGUUGUUGAGGCAGAUAUUUAGAUGAUCCCGCCUGAUAAUUCUUCUUGAAAAAUGCUACAGUUACACUCUCUAA